Molecule: messenger RNA, 876 nt
Organism: Cladophialophora carrionii CBS 160.54
Lineage: Eukaryota; Fungi; Ascomycota; Eurotiomycetes; Chaetothyriales; Herpotrichiellaceae
Exons: 1
Coding region: 1-876 (291 amino acids)
Molecular function (GO): oxidoreductase activity
Source: RefSeq, a predicted model, not a curated record
AUGACCACCUACGCACGCGUCGGCGCCGUGACUGGCGGCAACAAGGGCAUCGGCCUGGCGAUUGUCCGUCAACUCGCCCUGCAGUAUCCCAAGUCCCCCCUCAACACCGGUCCUCUCCUCAUCUACCUGACGGCGCGCAACGAAGAAAGAGGCAAAGCCGCCCUCGAAUCCCUCCGGACGGAUGCACAGUUGCAGAAAGCCAAAGCGCUGCACAGCCACGGCGGCCUCACCGACGUGGAAUAUCUCCCCCUCGACAUCGACAGCAAGCAGAGCAUCGAUGACUUUGCGGCGAAGAUCAAACAGACGCACCCCGACGGAAUAGACUUUUUGAUCAACAAUGCAGCGGUGGCAAUGGAUGGGUUUGACGAGAAUGUGGUGAAAAAGACGUUGCAUUGCAAUUAUUUCGGCACGCUAGAAGCCACGCAGCAAUUUCUGCCACACAUCAGAGACGGAGGCCGCCUCGUCAAUGUCGCGUCCAUGGCGGGUCAGCUGAGCAAGUCCAAGUACUCUGAAGGCAUCAGAACACGAUUCCUCCAGGCCAAGAAACCCGAAGAAAUCACCGAGCUGAUGGAGGAGUUCUCCUCGGCCGUGUCCAAAGGAACGCAUCAGCCAGACUGGCAUAGCGCGGCUUAUGCGGUCAGCAAGGCCGGUGUCAUCGGCAUGACCAAGACGAUUGCAGAAUUGAAUGCCGCGGGUGGAAGUAACGUGUUGGUCAACAGCUGUUGCCCAGGGUAUGUGAACACAGAUAUGACCAAGGGCAGGGGGUCCAAGACGCCGGAUCAGGGAGCGCAGACGCCUGUGCUGUUGGCGAUAGGUGAUAUCAAGGGGUCAAACGGACAGUUCUGGCAGGAGGAGAAGAUAAUCAACUGGGCUUAA